This is a messenger RNA of Dendrobium catenatum, 1505 nucleotides long. RefSeq lists its product as uncharacterized. Bases 587 to 1447 code for a protein of 286 amino acids. Gene Ontology annotation, biological process: retrograde vesicle-mediated transport, Golgi to endoplasmic reticulum. Gene Ontology annotation, molecular function: SNAP receptor activity. Lineage: Eukaryota; Viridiplantae; Streptophyta; Magnoliopsida; Asparagales; Orchidaceae. The transcript has 8 exons. The record is from RefSeq and is a predicted model, not a curated record. Gene Ontology annotation, cellular component: SNARE complex; endoplasmic reticulum.
CUUUUCGUUGCCGUUGGCGAUGAGUAGAGCGUCAGAGACUUCGGCUUCGCUGGUUCGCGUGAGGUAGAGCUUCGAUCGACUCGAUUGCCAUUGCCUGUCUAGGGUUUGCUUUUCCUCUUCUGCAUUUAUUCGUUGCUGUUCUGCUUCGCAUGAAGUAGAGUUCUGAAAGAGUAGAAGCUUCUCGGCCUUCUCUUCUCUUUGACGUUGUUCCUGUUGAUAGGAAGUUGCGCCAGGAGAUCGCCGCGAAGUCAACGAUAUUUCUCCCCUUUCGCGCGCUUCUUCGGUCGGAUUUACGAAAUCCGCAAAAAAUUCGGGUUUACGAUAUCCCGGAUUUGGGGCAAAAAUGACGAAAACGCCGUGAAGUUGAGAUUAGACUUACCGUGAGAUUUAACUUUGUAUUUUUGGGCGUUUGGCAGGAUUUAGCUCAAAUCUUGCCUAAAUCUGGCCUAAAUCCUGCAUCCCAACAGGCCCUAUUUUUGCAAGUAACACUACAAAAAUCCCAAUUUGUCGUCGACCUCCUUUGUGUUAGCUCUAUUCGAAGAUUCGGCCCUGCACCUGUCCAUCCGCACGUUCAAGCUAGGCUGUAAUGGACGAAGUUGCACAAGCUGUCGAAGAUGUGAAAAGGACAUGGGAUCAAACUGUGGUUCAAAUUGAGGACCACAUAAAAGAAAUUCAACGUUGUGGGAAAUCUGGAAAGGGAAUUCAGGAAGUGAAUUCUCUCCCUAGACUCAAUAGUGCUGCACAGGAUGGCCUGGCUUUGCUUAGAUCACUGCAGUUUAGGUUUGAUCUUUUGGCUCAACAACUGCCUACGGAAGAAGAAGUAGUGUCUGCUCUAGCAGCCUUAAGCUCUUGGAAAGAACAAUACUUGGGACUGCAUUCAAGCUUGAGAAAUGCAAACUUGCAAGCCAAAAACAACAUUAGAGAAGCUGCUCAGGAAGAGAGAGAGCUACUUUUAGGAGGUGGAGAAGAGUCUACCAUCCGCAGACGUAACUUGCAGACAAAGGCAGGAAUGACAUCUGCUGCGGAAAGCAUUACAGAGAGCCUUCGACGAACACGACAACUAAUGGUUCAGGAGGUGGAAAGAAGUGUAAACACCUUGGUAACUUUUGAGGAAUCAACUGGUGUUUUAAAAAAGGCUGAAAGCGAGUACAAGGGACAACGUUCGCUGCUUAUGCAUACCAGGCGGUUGCUCUCCACAAUGCAGCGACAGGAUGUCAUGGAUAGGGUUAUAAUGGUGGCCGGUUUUCUUAUAUUCAUAUCCGCUGUGUUCUAUGUUGUGUCAAAGCGAAUUGGCCUGCUAGCUUUGCAGAGAAAAAUUGUCACAGCUAUCAAAUCGGGUUCAAUGGGACAUGAAGAUGUGGGCAAAGAGCUCAGUAAAUCAAUAAACAAAGAUCACUUGACCGCUGGACAACCUAAUAUCCUUUUACAUGUUAACGAUGAACUCUAAGGUUUUGUUUGGGACGGCUUUCUUACUGUUUCUCAAAACAGUUUUUUAAUAAAAAAAA